CGGCGCCCUGUAGGCUGGAGGAACUGUGAGGUAAACAGCUGAGGGGGAGGAGACGGUGGUGACCAUGAAAGACACCAGGUUGACAGCGCUGGAAACCGAAGCACCGAUUGUCCCCAGAACAGUCUGGUAGGGGCGCCAAUGAAGAGCCCGCAGAGUCGCUAGUGCACGUCCCGGACCCGGCGCGGCGCAGUCGUGUAAGACAAUGGCCCAGCAAGCGAAUAUCGGGGAGCUCCUGUCCAUGCUGGACUCCCCCUUGCUGAGUGUGCGCGAUGACGUGACAGCUGUCUUUAAAGAGAACCUCAGCUCUGACCGUGGUCCGAUGCUCGUCAACACCCUGGUGGAUUAUUACCUGGAAACGAAUUCUCAGCCGGUAUUGCACAUCCUGACUACCUUGCAAGAGCCUCACGACAAGCACCUCUUGGACAAAAUGAACGAGUGCAUGGGCAGAGCCGCCUCUCGGCUGCCCGCGUUGUCUCUGUUGGGGCACGUCAUCAGGCUGCAGCCACCGUGGAAGCACAAACUCUCCCAAGCACCUCUUUUGCCUUCUUUACUCAAAUGUCUCAAGAUGGAUACCGAUGUCAUCGUCCUCACAACAGGUGUCUUAGUGCUGAUCACCAUGCUGCCCAUGAUUCCACAGUCGGGGAAGCAGCACCUUCAUGAUUUCUUUGAUAUUUUCGGCCGUCUUUCGUCGUGGUGCCUGAAGAAACCAGGCCACGUGACAGAGAUCUAUCUUGUCCAUCUCCACGCCAGUGUUUAUGCUCUCUUUCAUCGCCUCUAUGGAAUGUACCCCUGCAACUUUGUCUCCUUUCUACGCUCUCACUACAGUAUGAAGGAGAACUUGGACACUUUCGAAGAAGUGGUCAGGCCAAUGAUGGAGCACGUGCGAAUUCACCCGGAAUUAGUGACUGGAUCCAAGGACCACGAACUGGACCCUCGAAGGUGGAAGAGAUUAGAAACACACGAUGUUGUAAUAGAGUGUGCCAAAAUCUCUCUGGACCCCGCAGAAGCCUCGUACGAAGACGGCGACUCCGUGUCCCCGCAGGUGUCCGCGCGCUUUCCUCAUCGUGCGGCCGAUGUGGCUGCCAGCCCUUACGUCGACACGCAGAAUAGCUGUGGGAGUGCUACCUCGACCCCGUAUUCCAGCUCUCGGCUGAUGUUGUUAAAUAUGCCCGGGCAGCCACCUCAGACUCUGAGUCCCCCAGCGACACGGCUGUUGACUGAGCCGCCACAAGCUGCUCUCUGGAGCCCAUCUACGGUUUGUGGUAUGACCACUCCUCCAACGUCUCCUGGAAAUGUCCCACCUGAGCUGUCACACCCUUACAGUAAAGUCUUUGGUACAACUGCAGGUGGAAAAGGAACCCCUCUGGGAACCCCAGCAACGUCUCCCCCUCCUGCCCCGCUCUGCCACUCGGACGACUACGUGCCCAUUUCCCUGCGGCCGGCCACAGCCACACCCCCCAAGAAGGAAGAGAAAACAGAUUCAGCAAGGCCCUGUCUACAUAGACAGCACCAUCUCCCGAAUGACAGAGGAUUAGAAGAGCUACCUGGCAGCAAAGGUUCUGUCACUCUAAGUGACCUUCCAGGGUUUUUAGGAGACCUCGCCUCCGAAGAGGACAGCAUCGAGAAAGCUAAAGAAGAAGCGGCGAUCUCUAAAGAACUGUCCGAGAUCACGACGGCCGAGACCGAGCCCCUGGUUCCUCGAGGAGGCUUUGACUCUCCCUUCUACCAGGACAAUCUCCCGGGCUGUCCUCGCAAGAACCAUUCGGCCACCUCUGGCGCUCAGGGCGCCAGUGUGAACCCUGAGCCUUUAAACUCCUCCCUGGACAAGCUUGGGCCUGACACACCAAAGCAAGCCUUUACUCCCAUAGACCCGCCCUGCGGAGGCACCGCCGAGAGCCCCGCCGGGCACAGGGAGCGCCAGACUUCGCUGGAGACCAGUAUCCUCACUCCCAGCCCUUGUAAAAUUCCGCCUCAGAGGGGAGUGGGGUUUGGAAGUGGGCAGCCUCCCCCUUACGAUCAUCUUUUUGAGGUGGCGUUGCCAAAGACCGCCCAUCAUUUUGUCAGCAAGAAGACCAAGGAACUGUUAAAGAAAGCAAAAGGAAACGCAGAGGAAGAUUAUCCGCCCUCGACCUCCCCCGCGGAAGUCCUGGACAGGCUGGUCCAGCAGGGAGCGGACGCACACAGCAAGGAGCUGAGCAAGUUGUCUUUACCCAGCAAGUCUGUUGACUGGACCCACUUUGGAGGCUCUCCUCCCUCAGAUGAGAUCCGCGCCCUCCGUAACCAGCUGCUGUUACUGCACAACCAGUUACUGUAUGAGCGUUUCAAGAGGCAGCAGCACGCGCUCCGGAACAGGCGGCUCCUCCGCAAGGCGGUCAAGGCAGCGGCCCUGGAGGAGCACAACGCGGCCAUGAAAGACCAGUUGAAGUUGCAAGAGAAGGACAUCCAGAUCUGGAAGGUCAGCGUGCAGAAGGAGCAGGCCCGGUGCAGCUGGCUGCGGGAGCAGCGAGACGCGAUGGUGGCCCAGCUGCACAGCCAGAUCCGACAGCUGCAGCACGACCGUGAGGAGUUCUACAACCAGAGCCAGGAGCUGCAGACGAAGCUGGAGGACUGCAGGAACAUGAUCGCGGAGCUGCGUCUGGAACUGAAGAAGGCCAACAGCAAGGUGUGUCACACCGAGCUGCUGCUCAGUCAGGUGUCCCAGAAGCUCUCGAACAGUGAGUCGGUCCAGCAGCAGAUGGAGUUCUUGAACCGCCAGCUCUUGGUCCUCGGGGAGGUCAACGAGUUGUAUCUGGAACAACUGCAGAGCAAGCACUCGGACACCACAAAGGAGGUGGAGAUGAUGAAAGCCGCGUGUCGGAAAGAACUAGAAAAAAACAGAAGCCACGUUCUCCAGCAGAAUCAGAGGCUUGAUACCUCCCAGAAACGGAUUUUGGAACUGGAAUCCCACCUGGCCAAGAAAGACCACCUUCUCUUGGAGCAGAAGAAAUAUUUAGAAGAUGUCAAAGUCCAGGCAAGAGGACAGCUGCAGGCGGCAGAGAGCAGGUAUGAGGCUCAGAAAAGGAUCACCCAAGUGUUUGAAUUGGAGAUCUUAGAUUUAUACGGCAGAUUGGAGAAGGACGGCCUCCUGAAGAAACUUGAAGAAGAAAAGGCAGAAGCAGCUGAAGCGGCAGAAGAAAGGCUUGCCUGUUGCAAGGACGGCUGCCCGGAUUCUGUGACAGGGCACAACGAAGAGUCAUCUGGCUACAACGGCGAGACCAAGCCCCCUCGACCUGGGGGCGGCAGCGCAAGUAGAGGGGGUGGAGGUGGCAGCGGCGGCGGCGAGCUCUCGACCCCGGAGAAACCCCCCAGCCAGAGGGCAGGCCUGUUCAGCAGUCGGUGGGAAACUGCCAUGGGAGGGUCCGCCACCAGCAUCCCCACGACUGUUGGCUCCCUUCCCAGCUCAAAAAGCUUCCUAGGCAUGAAGGCACGAGAGUUAUUUCGUAAUAAGAGUGAGAGCCAGUGUGAUGAAGACGGCGUGACCAUCAGUAGCCUUUCUGAGACGCUAAAGACAGAACUGGGCAGAGACCCGGGUGCGGAAGCCAAGACCCCCCUGAACCCCGACGGCCCGCACCCUUCCCCCCCAAACCUGGACAGUGUUGGACAGCUGCACAUCAUGGACUACAACGAGACUCAUCAUGAGCACAGCGAAGGAUGACGGUCAAUCAGUGUUAACUUGCAGGUUGCUGGCUUAGAACAGGAGGUGUGAAUGCACGUGCCCAGGCUUUCCUGUUUCCGGGGUCUGGGUGGCUAGCUCACGCGGUGGCAACGGGAUGGAGGUCCUUUUGACAGUUGACUGAAUGCAGAACGGUUUUUGGAUCUGGCAUUGAAAUGCCUCUUAAGUCCCCCCUCAGCCCGCUCCCCAGCCUGUCUCGUUCACCCGCCAGUGUGGGCUAAUCCGAGGGCCAGCUCCUCAGUAGCUUUAUUUUCUUCCUUCCCCCGCAAUGGCCGCGCCCUUUGAACCUGUGCAAUAUGAGGCCAGAUUGAAUCUUUGAGUCUAACACACACUCUCUCCUUUCCUGACACUCGGAGAACGGGUCGGCUCUCCGUUAGCCCAGGUAACUGUGGUGUCGCAGGUAAGUCUGGUUCUGUCCCUUUCUGCGGGGGGGUAGCUUGCGAAGCUGGUUGACUUCACGUGAGACCUUGUCACUGCUUUUUGGUUCUGAAGCGCAGCCCCUGAAGCAGCAGCUCUAGGGAAACAGUGGUUUAUUCGCCCGUCCGUUCUUCGGCGGUUCUGCUAAGCUUUCUAGAAAGUUCUGUGUAAACCGUGUGUUGGUUAGAGGCAUCUGGAGCUGGCGCCAUGGAGACCGCCCUUCCCCUUUGGGAAUGCUCUGUCCCUCCUUCCCCGCUACCUCUUAUUUAUUUGGUGUUUGCUGGAAAGCUGGGACCGCUCCGACCAGGCUGGCGUGGGGAUGGUGAAACCUGCUCCCUGCAGGAGGGGAGAGUGGGGGGCUGAGCAGUUGCACGAGAAGCCCUUGUGGACGAGGAACUGUCCCUCGGGCAGGGCUGUGCUAACUGAGCCUCGGGGUUCAGCUCCCCACCCCAGUCUGUCUGCCUGUCUCCUUUCGUGUUCCCGUGAGCCUCUCGUUUAUGUCAGCUCCUUGGCGAUGCUGCCGCAGAAAGGCUCUGAAGGUCCAAAGAGUUUCUUCAGCGUUUAAAUGACCGUUGCUUCUCAGGCUGCUGGAGCCGCCUUGCUGUUGCUGGUUCUAGACCACCAAAAAGGUAGCAGCUUUCUCACGCCAGCCGAACGUUCCGGGGCCAACCCCAUGGGGAGCUUGGCGAUGCUCCCCUCCCGCACGUUGGUAGUGGCUGAGCCUUCCAGGGCAGAGUCCCGGUGAGCGUUGACAAAGGCGGUCUGACAUGCACCCCAGGCUGCCCGCACCUGCUCAGGGGAGGGGACCCCAGCGCAGCCUCUGAACACUGGCUCCGGAGGUAGAAGCUAGAAGCCGAAGAGUUGUUGCUUAGUAUCCCAGCUGAGGCCGGGGAGACUGGUAGGAAAGAGCCGAUGAACUUGGUUUUUUUCUUUUUAUUCUUUUAGUUAAAAGUAUACGAGGGUUCAGCCGUGGGUGGGGGAAGGAUGGACUGUAAUGGUACGAAAUCUUACUGCUUACAGACGCUUCCAGCACGUGAGGGGAAAGGUCUCUUCUUUCUAGGGUUGUAGUGGAUAUUCUAGCACUCCUAACCCGAGGGGCCUAGGUCCCGAGAGACGCUGUGUCGCCACAACUGUGCUAGCGCGAGACCUCAUCAGGGCAGGGUCUCCCGGUGCGCCCCGCUGCCCGGCCCUGCCCAGCCUGCCCCGCCAGCGGCCGCUGCACGUCCCGUGUGGACUUGCAAUAACCGCACGUGGGGAAUUGUUUUGUCCAAAGCUUGAAAUUGAGCCUGUUCUAUUUACUAGUUCAGUUUUAGAAAAGCAAAACACGAACAAAUUUGGAAAGGAAAAAAAUGUUAACAGGAUUCCUACUGAAACCAGGUCAGAAUGCCUACCCUCCCCCAACCCGAGGGACCCGUGCCCAGAACAAAGACACCAGGCAUUUAAAUCAAAGCCUUUUCCCUGAUUAACUGGCAAAGGCAGAGGCUGAUGUAAAGAAAAAAAAAAAUAUUUUUUAAGAACCGAGCAGAUCGUACGACUACAGGGAGGGAGGAGGCAGUGUGGUGGCAAGAGCCGCGGCCUGCGAGGGAGGCUCCGCGGACAGGCGUCUGGGCCCAGGGCCCUUGGCGCAUCCCUCGGGCCCUGGUGGCUGCUCAGCUCAGUGACUGUGGCUGACCCAAGGGGACUGUGCUCGGCUUCUUUGGGUUCUAGGGUCCCGGCUUUUUAUUCGGCCGCGGCUGGGGGAUUGAGGCCCGGGGGUGUUGAGGUACGCAGCCUAAACACUUAGGGUUUUAUGCCACAAGGGACUCAAGUCCGUAGUAAGGUUUAGUUUGGUUUUAAAAACAAAAAACCUGCCAGGAGUCAACAGGUCACUUGACUGCGCUGCAGCGAAUCUUUUUAAGGAUGGAAAGGUGAGGGCAGAGGGACACGAGGGAGGGAAGCCGGGUCUGGGAGCUGCCAGGGCAGAUGAAGUAGAACAGUUAGCAUCGGGGGCAGAGCCGGUCUCCAGACGGUCGAGCAGCAGCCGGUGUUGACGCAGGUCAGGCUUGGGCUGCCUCUGCCCUGCCACUUGGGGCGGACUCGCCUGCCGCAGAGCCACGUGGCCAGUGUGCGUGACCUGCUCUGAUCCCCACCUGACACGAGCCAAGGCCAGCGCGGGCCCUGGGGUUGGAGUCUGCUUCUCGGACAGCAUGAAAUUCGUUUUCACAAGUAGCACCGCAGUAUCUUGGGGGUGGG
Molecule: messenger RNA, 6361 nt
Organism: Enhydra lutris kenyoni (northern sea otter)
Lineage: Eukaryota; Metazoa; Chordata; Mammalia; Carnivora; Mustelidae
Product: TSC complex subunit 1
Exons: 23
Coding region: 203-3694 (1163 amino acids)
Biological process (GO): negative regulation of cell population proliferation; negative regulation of TOR signaling; regulation of cell cycle
Cellular component (GO): TSC1-TSC2 complex
Source: RefSeq, a predicted model, not a curated record